Molecule: messenger RNA, 5301 nt
Organism: Arvicanthis niloticus (Nile rat)
Lineage: Eukaryota; Metazoa; Chordata; Mammalia; Rodentia; Muridae
Gene: Clcn6
Product: chloride voltage-gated channel 6
Biological process (GO): transmembrane transport; chloride transport
Cellular component (GO): intracellular membrane-bounded organelle; lysosomal membrane
Molecular function (GO): voltage-gated chloride channel activity
Source: RefSeq, a predicted model, not a curated record
GCAGCCACUCCCUGUCUCCGGACCCAAAGCUCGAGCGGGCCACGUGACCCUCCCGGGGCCAGUCACGUGAGGCGCGGAUCCCGGGUGGGAGGGGGGUUGGCCUAGGUGGUCCGGAGUGGCAGGAAAGGAGGAAGAUGGCGGGGUGCAGGGGGUCUGUGUGCUGCUGCUGCUGCAGGUGGUGUUGCUGCUGCGGUGAACGCGAGAGCCGCACCCCCGAGGAGCUGACCAUCCUUGGGGAGACACAGGAAGAGGAGGAUGAGAUCCUUCCAAGGAAAGACUAUGAGAGUCUGGACUAUGACCGCUGUAUCAACGACCCUUACCUGGAGGUAUUGGAGACCAUGGAUAAUAAGAAAGGGCGAAGAUAUGAGGCGGUGAAGUGGAUGGUGGUGUUUGCCAUUGGCGUCUGUACGGGGCUGGUGGGUCUCUUUGUGGACUUCUCUGUGCGACUCUUCACCCAACUCAAGUUCGGAGUGGUUCAAACAUCGGUGGAGGAAUGCAGUCAGAAAGGCUGCCUUGCCCUGUCCCUCCUGGAACUCCUGGGUUUUAACUUGACCUUUGUCUUCCUGGCAAGCCUUCUUGUCUUGAUAGAGCCAGUGGCAGCAGGUUCUGGAAUCCCCGAGAUCAAGUGCUAUCUGAAUGGUGUGAAAGUGCCAGGAGUCGUCCGGCUCCGGACCCUGCUCUGCAAAGUCUUCGGGGUGCUGUUCAGUGUGGCUGGAGGGCUCUUUGUGGGAAAAGAAGGCCCCAUGAUCCACAGUGGUGCUGUGGUAGGAGCUGGCCUCCCUCAGUUUCAGAGCAUCUCCUUACGGAAGAUCCAGUUUAACUUCCCCUACUUUCGCAGCGACAGAGACAAGCGUGACUUUGUAUCAGCGGGGGCAGCUGCUGGCGUUGCUGCAGCUUUUGGGGCCCCUAUAGGGGGAACUUUGUUCAGUCUGGAGGAAGGCUCAUCCUUCUGGAACCAGGGGCUCACAUGGAAAGUGCUCUUCUGUUCCAUGUCUGCCACCUUCACCCUCAACUUCUUCCGCUCUGGGAUUCAGUUUGGAAGUUGGGGUUCCUUCCAGCUGCCUGGAUUGCUGAACUUUGGUGAAUUUAAGUGCUCUGACUCUGAUAAAAAAUGUCAUCUCUGGACAGCUAUGGAUUUGGGUUUCUUCAUCGUGAUGGGGGUCAUUGGGGGCCUCCUGGGAGCCACAUUCAACUGUCUGAACAAGAGGCUUGCAAAGUACCGUAUGCGCACCGUGCACCCGAAACCUAAGCUCGUCAGAGUCUUAGAGAGCCUCUUGGUGUCCCUGGUGACCACGGUGGUGGUGUUUGUGGCCUCCAUGGUAUUAGGAGAAUGCCGACAGAUGUCUUCCACGAGUCAAACUGGGAAUGGCUCAUUCCAGCUCCAGGUCACAUCAGAAGAUGUAAAUUCAACGAUCAAGACUUUUUUUUGUCCCAAUGACACCUACAAUGACAUGGCCACACUCUUCUUCAACUCCCAGGAGUCUGCCAUCCUGCAGCUCUUCCAUCAGGACGGGACUUUCAGCCCCAUCACCCUGGCCUUAUUCUUCAUCCUCUAUUUCCUGCUCGCAUGCUGGACUUUCGGCACGUCUGUCCCCAGUGGCCUCUUUGUGCCUUCCCUGCUUUGUGGAGCAGCUUUUGGACGUUUAGUUGCCAAUGUCCUGAAAAGCUACAUUGGACUGGGCCACCUCUAUUCUGGGACCUUUGCCCUGAUUGGUGCGGCAGCUUUCUUGGGUGGAGUUGUAAGAAUGACCAUCAGCCUCACGGUCAUCCUGAUUGAGUCUACAAAUGAGAUCACCUAUGGACUUCCUAUCAUGAUCACUUUGAUGGUGGCCAAGUGGACUGGAGACUUUUUCAAUCAGGGCAUUUAUGACAUCCACAUUGGGCUGAGAGGCGUGCCUCUUCUGGAGUGGGAGGCAGAGGUGGAGAUGGACAAGCUGAGAGCCAGUGACAUCAUGGAGCCCAACUUGACGUAUGUGUACCCGCACACUCGCAUCCAGUCUCUGGUGAGCAUCCUGCGCACUACGGUCCACCACGCCUUCCCCGUGGUCACAGAGAACAGGGGCAACGAGAAGGAGUUCAUGAAGGGCAACCAGCUCAUAAGCAACAACAUCAAGUUCAAGAAAUCCAGUAUCCUCACCCGUGCUGGUGAGCAGCGCAAGCGGGGCCAGUCCAUGAAGUCUUACCCUUCCAGCGAGCUACGAAACGUGUGUGAUGAGCACGUGGCUUCUGAGGAGCCAGCAGAGAAGGAGGACUUGCUACAGCAGAUGCUGGAGAGGAGAUACACUCCCUACCCCAACCUAUACCCUGACCAGUCCCCGAGUGAAGACUGGACCAUGGAGGAACGUUUCCGUCCGCUGACCUUCCACGGCCUCGUCCUGCGCUCUCAGCUCGUCACCCUGCUUGUCCGAGGAGUGUGUUACUCAGAAAGUCAGUCCAGUGCCAGCCAACCGCGUCUUUCAUAUGCUGAGAUGGCCGAGGACUACCCGCGCUAUCCAGACAUCCAUGACCUGGACCUCACACUGCUGAAUCCCCGAAUGAUUGUGGAUGUCACCCCGUAUAUGAAUCCUUCACCAUUUACUGUCUCCCCCAACACCCAUGUUUCUCAAGUGUUCAACCUGUUCAGAACCAUGGGCCUGCGCCACUUGCCAGUGGUGAAUGCAGUGGGCGAGAUCGUGGGGAUCAUUACACGACACAACCUGACGAAUGAGUUCCUGCAGGCCCGGCUACGACAGCAUUACCAGACCCUCUGACAGUUGAGCCCUGCUGAAGCCAGCCCACUCUCCCAGAGGUGCCUCUGCAGGUGGCCCGCACACUUGCUGGCCCCCACAGCCGGCCCGAAGGCUCCCAGCCACCCAUUUGCUCAGAUGCCUGGAGUCCUGGAAGAUGGGGGUCAGAGGUUUUUGGGGAUGUGUUGAGCAGGAAGUUGGGGUUUUACUAGCUUCCUCUGUAAGAAUCUUCCAUUCCCCAGCUCCCUUGGAGAGACAUCAGGGUGCUGUCAGGCUGGAUCCUAGGUGGACGCUUGGUAACUCCCUGUUGCUGUUUCUUGGAGAGCCCAGCUGUCGCCCAGACCCUUCUAGAAAGAAGUUGGACCGAGGCAAACACUGAGGAUGUUAUUUACAUACCAUGUUCAUUACCAAGUUUAGGAUUGGGCGCCAGGAACUGCUCCCCAUGUUUGGGCGCCAAGAACUGCUCCCCAUGUUUGGGGAGUCCUGGGAUCAGAACCAGGACCUGAGAUACACUCUGCCUCUUCAUUGGUCCAUUUUUCUUAUUCUGUUUCCUAGGAGUGAGUUCAUGCUCUUGACCCUGUGGCUUGAUUGUCCUUAGAGUCAUUCCUGACCAGACCCUGAUGCACUAAAAUUCCAGCUAACAGUCUUAGAAGCAUUAAAUUCCACCGUAGGGGGUCGAACUACAGCUUCUCUCCUCUGUGAACAUUCAGUAGUCCCCACUCACUGAUUACAUCUGUUCUCCCAGUGACACAUGCUCUCCUCCCAUUGUCAUUCCUUUCCUCUCCACAACUGCUCAACUUUCUAAGCCUUCAUCUGUCUUCCUGGUGUGGCUGCCACAGCUUCAUCUUCGAUUCAUUCCCUAAGUCAACCAAAAUUGAGGAACCCCUAGACAGAAACUACUAUUCAGAGCCCUAAUGAAUUUGGGGUUACUCUACAAACUAGUAAGCAAGCUGUCAUGAGCCAGGGCCUAUCAAAGGUACGACCUUAGGAGGAAGCCACUGGCUCCUGUCAGGGUCACUGCUGGAGCCUGGCUUUCCAGUCCACUCCAGACUCGGCCCUCUUCCCCAGGACUUGGCGAGGAACCUGUGCAGCUGCUGGUCUCGGGGCGGGAAGGGAGCAGGAGGCUCCUGUGCUUGUGCCUCUCUGCCUCAUGGCUUCUUUCUCGCCCGGCUGCUGGUCCUCUCUGAGUCGGCACCUCAGUGAACAUCUGGGUAGGGAUAUUUGCACUCAUCCUCCGGCAACCCACAGCCCCUGUGGUAGUUGUUGUUUGGAUAUAGGUGGCAUUCGUUUGUGUUAGAUACUUUUAAAAUCAUGGAACUUGCUGGAGGGCAUCUGUGCUGGGCCUGGCUUCUAGUAGUGAGGCUGCCCGGCCUGGCAGAGUCCUCUGACCAGCAUUUGGGAAAUUGUUCCACAGUCUUGGGGGAGCUACCUUGGAUCUUUAGGGCUGACAGUGACCCUCACCCUGUUUUCCCCAUUUGCUUAUCUUUUUACCAGAAUGAGCUUGAUUUAAUCUGUUUCCAGCUUCUGACUUGGAGGGGGGGGGGGAUGGGGAUGGGGUGAGGGUUGAAACACCCCACACGUACUUGGGAAAAUUGCUAAGCAGGGUUGUGUUUGGCCUGCUGCCAGCUUCAUUUUAUGGCUGAUUGCAGUGCCUGCCCUGCUGUGUGCUCCAUCAAGAAGAAAACCAGUUGCUCACACUAAGAAAGUGUGACACAUCACAGAACUGUCUUCCUAGCCUGGAGGGUUUGCAGAAUUGUAGCCUGUAGGGGACCUUAGUCCACAGUUUCCUGCCUCCCAGCCAGUCCUAGGGACCUAUUGUGGUUUGUGCAUCAUGUAUGUGUCCAUCAGUUUAGCCCAGAAUAAACAGGGUCCAGACAUUUCCACCCUGGACCCAUGAGCCCAUGCUCCUCUAGGACACCCAGUUCUCUCUGUCCCUCCCCACUGAACCUGCCUUUCCAGAGAAGCCCAAAGACAACAGCCUUUCCCCUGUGAACCAGACCUGUAAGCCCUGCACCCUCCUCCCAUGGCAGUCCCUUGGAACUGGUGACUUGGUCCCCCCCACCCCCAAUGCCAUAGCACCUUGUCAAACACAGCUCCAUGGAGGGACACUGAGGUUGGCUUGAGGCAGUUUUCCUGGCUGGCUCCUACGCCUUGGCUUUCGUGUGGCUCCCCGGUACUGCUGUGGGAGUUUGGUGGUACUUUAUGACAUGUCUGCAUGUGACCUUGUUAAAGCAGUUCCAGCUGGAAUGGACAUUAGCUUGACUCAGUCAUGUGACAGGGUGAUGCAGACCUUGGUGACAAGAAAGCUUCCGGAGAGGCCAGCACAGCCCUCCUGGCCCAGCCGUGUUGAUGAUGUGGCGUGUUGCCCUGUGGACCUCGGUGACUGUCCAGCUGCAGCUUCCUUCUGCCUUUUGUUCAUACUGUCUGUUUAUAUGAUAACAAUAGCUGAUUCCACUGUGUACAUAAAUGGUAUCUUUUUUAAUUUGUAAAAAUCUAUUUUUAUUUGGUCCUUUGGAAGGUGGACACUCUUGUGGUCACUCUUAAGUCAGAAUAAAAUGUUCGCACCUUCUCUGUA